This is a messenger RNA of Melanotaenia boesemani (Boeseman's rainbowfish), 1492 nucleotides long. RefSeq names its product coiled-coil domain containing 113 (gene cfap263). The transcript has 9 exons. Gene Ontology annotation, biological process: cilium assembly. The coding region runs from base 257 to 1399 and encodes 380 amino acids. Lineage: Eukaryota; Metazoa; Chordata; Actinopteri; Atheriniformes; Melanotaeniidae. The record is from RefSeq and is a predicted model, not a curated record. Gene Ontology annotation, cellular component: axoneme; ciliary basal body.
GCAUUUGGUUUAGGAAUUAAAAUAAAGGGGAAAAGUUUGUUUUUUCUUCUGUGGGUGUAGGAAGAGUAUUUUAAGUUAAACAACAUCUACAACAUUUCCUGAAACUGGACAUGUACCUCCGCAGUAGUCAUAUUUAACUGUUUAGUCAUAUCUCAUUUAAUAAUUAAUUGCAAUGCUUCCUGAUUGGGAAUGUUUACAUGAGUGCGUGAAGGCAACGCGAGUCCAUAGCAACCAUUGCAACUAGACCUUAGCAACCAUGGAGAACGAGCUUUCGUUGAUGGAAGAAAAAGACAAGAUCACUGAAGAGCAGAAAGAACUCAUUUUUAACCGCGUGGAAGAGCUAAAGUAUACCAAUGCAGCCCUCUUGGCAGAGACUGACAUGCUUGAACGCUUCAUUGGCCACCUGGAUCCACAGGACCUGGAGGCUGGUGGGGAUGGUGUAUGGCCAGCAGGAGGCUCCCAGCCGGACGGUGGUGGUGUUGGCUGGAGGCAGAAGUCCCGCUCUAACCUGACAGACUGCUUUCAGCUAACGUUGCAGCAAAAGCUUUAUGUGGCACGUAGAGAAGUAACAGAAGCACAGCGAGAGCAGGAGAAACUCAAAGAGGAUUACGAAGCAAUUCAAGCCAGCUACAAGGCCUCUAUGAAAGAAGCAGAGUUGCGUGUAGCUGAAACCAGGAAGGCCAAGAAUGAGUUUGAACGCAGAUUCCUCAGAUUUAUAAAAGACAACAAACAAGACAUGAAGGAGCCAGAGAAGAUGCUCCAGUAUGUUGAAGACAAAUUCAAGGUCACCCAGCUGGAGAAGUUUAAUCUGAAGAACCAAACACUAAGGGCCCAAGAGAAGAAGCUCCUGCAGCAGAUCAAACAGAAAAAAGAGAUGGGAAAAGCAGAGUAUGAGGUAUUUUUCCAGGAGUACAGUGAACCUAUAAAUAACCAAAACCUUGAUGAACUUCAGAUGAACAGCAUUAAAGUACAACAGAUGCUUCGCUCACAUAAGGAGAAGCUGCAGGCUGUUGCAUUGGAGUUAAUGGACUUGACCACUGAAAUCACCAACAGGAAUCAAAUGCUUGAUAAACUUGAGGAGGAAAUUCAGCAUGCUGAGAAGGGUCGUUUAAAGGCAGAGACCCUCAACCAACAUCUGCGAAAGCAGCUCGCAGAUUAUGAGGCUCCUGAUAUCAUCGAGUAUGUUCAGGCCAAGGACAAACAUAAGAGGCUGCAGCAGAGCAUUCACACCUGGGAAAGAAAAGUUGGGAUUGCCGAGAUGGCCUUGAAGACUCACACCAGAGAGUGGAGCAAAUACAGAGCCACUUUGACUCCCGCAAGCAGUGGUAUGUCUGGAACAAGAUCUGGGGAACACCAAAUUCCGGUCAAGCUCCCAAAUAUAGCAAAACACAACUCUUAGAAAAAGAACUCGAACAAAUACUGUAGAAGGUGCAUGAAAGUGUUGUAGAUGUAACUGUUAGAAUAAAAAAACACUGCUUAUCUUGCAAAAGAA